Molecule: messenger RNA, 5322 nt
Organism: Haplochromis burtoni (Burton's mouthbrooder)
Lineage: Eukaryota; Metazoa; Chordata; Actinopteri; Cichliformes; Cichlidae
Gene: ippk
Product: inositol 1,3,4,5,6-pentakisphosphate 2-kinase
Exons: 14
Coding region: 191-1657 (488 amino acids)
Biological process (GO): inositol phosphate biosynthetic process
Cellular component (GO): nucleus
Molecular function (GO): inositol-1,3,4,5,6-pentakisphosphate 2-kinase activity; ATP binding
Source: RefSeq, a predicted model, not a curated record
GAAGUGGUAAUGUGGGCGGUGACAAAGUCGCCGGGCCGGGCAGCAGCAAGGGUAGUCCGUCGGUUGUGUUGUAGUCUCCUUAAAUUACUGCUUGCAGUCAGUAGUGGAUCUACAGUUCUUGUAUGUUGCCGUGUCGUUGUGUGUCACUUUCUGGCCGUUGACGGGAGCGCACUUGCUGGUCUCUGGUGUAAUGGAACUGGACAAAAUGGACGAAAACGACUGGAAGUACCACGGAGAAGGAAACAAGAGCCUGGUGGUCUCACACGUACAGCAUCCCAGAGUUCUGCGCCUACUCAAGUAUCCAGCAGAGGACUCUGAAAACCCUCCACAGACAGCAGAGCAGGCUUACAGGCAGAUCCAGAACAUUGUUGACUUUAGCUCCAACGUGAUGAGCAGCCUGCUUGGGGAGAAGUUUAUCCACAGCGGGGAAGUGGUUAAACUGCCUCUCGAGUUUGUGCGGCAGUUAUCAAUCAAAGUCCAACAUCAACGUCCAGCGUGGCGCUGUGAUAAGGUGAUGGACAUCUACAGUGGGUGUGCGCUCUGUCUGCCCAACCUGACGUCUCCAGCCCUCCACCAGCCGACACACACUCCCCCACUCUGCAUCGAGAUCAAGCCUAAAUGCGGUUUCCUGCCAUCCCCCAAACAUGUCAGCAAAGACAUCAAGACCAAAGUGUGUCGCUACUGCAUGCACCAACACUACAAGGUGGCCAACGGGAAGUGGAAGAGACGCAGUUUUUACUGUCCACUCGACCUGUUCUCAGGGAACAGACAGAGAAUGCAUUUUGCCAUCAAACACCUGAUAGAAGAACCUCAGAACAACUUCAAAGUAUUCAAGGGCGGUCAGUGUAUUUACAGCAGUAAGGAAGGUAGCGACGAAUCGCCGGACAUGAACUCUCUGCUGCAUCAUCUCAGACCUUACUUCCUACACGCAAACAAUCGAAUGAACAGUCACGUGACCUGCAAAGCAGUCCUGAACGACUUCAUUCAGGUCCUGGUGAAUGCCCUGCUGAGCAGUGGAGGAGGAGAUGGCGGUGUGGUGGCGGACAGACAAGCGGAGGGGCGGAGUUUCUGUGAGGCGAGCAUCUUCAACAAAGAGAGGAUUCGCCAUGGUUCUCGAGGUUUACCCAACGACAGUGUUUUGUUCAGGAUCCUUCAGACGCAAAUGUUGGACACAUUGGACAUCGAAGGACUUUAUCCUCUUUACCGCCAGGUGGAGCAACACCUGCAGGACUUUCCCAAAGAGAGGACCCGUCUUCAGAUAGAAGGACCGUACAACGAAGCGUUCUUGGAGAAGCUGCAGAAAUGUCCGGCAGAGGACGACGGCUCUGUGGAGUAUGCUGUUGCAAAGGUGCACCAGUACCGUGUGGCCAUGACAGCCAAGGACUGCUCCAUCAUGGUCGCCCUGGUGCCCAGCAGUGAGGAGGAAGAGGACAAUGAAAGUCUUUCCAGUCAGAGGCAGCUCAGGGACUUCAGACCUCCUGCUUUCUCCUAUUCAGCCUCCAUCCUGGAUUUGGACCCGAAGCCGUUUGACAGCAUCCCCCGCCAGCUGCGCCUGGACCAGAAAAUUGUCACCUGUUAUCUGAGGACUGGCGGUGCCUUGCCAAAGGGCCCUCUAAGAGAGAAGGAGGACUGCACGCUGCUCUUCCACCCCAUGUGAGCGCCCAGUCUGAGUCCUGAAGAGGAGGAUAACUGUGGCCCUGAUGCCUCUGAUGAAGAGGAGACGCAGUGUUGGUGGGAUUUUGACCACCCUCAGCGCAGAGCUGCAGCUCCUCACUGCACUUCUGUUGCUGCUCUGCACGAGGUCACCUCUGAAUAACCAGAUAUUUGAGUGACUUCCAGGUGUUUGUGUUACUGAUACAAGAGCAUUUGUAUCGCCCCCAUCGGGAGGUGAAUUCGAACAUCUGUCAUGCUUUAUUAGAGCGUCUCCUGCUUUAACAAAGCGUAUGGUGACAGUUAAGAAUUAACCUCCAGAUUGCCGCAUGUGGCAGUGCUGCAGAAGACAGAGAAGAGGGGAAGUGAUGGAGAAGCAGGUUGUUGGGCUGAUGUCAGUUCAUGAAUGUGGGCGUGGCUGUCCUCUGAUGUUGAGAGAGAGGAGGUGAGGAUCUCUGCUUUGCUUUAAUGUCACUGGUCUGAGGUUUGAUUCUGAGCAGGCUUUGCUUCUGAGCAGGCUUUGCUUCCGUGCUGAAAGAGGUGGCGUGGUGUUUGGUCAUAAGCAAAACGCUGCCUCCCUGUUUGUCCCAAACCCCCAUUGGUUUAAUCUGCUAAAUAUAUGAAAGGUCAAGCCGCAACACAAACCUUUCAAAGUGGAUACAAGCAAAAAGCUGUGUUCAUGUCACUCUGGAGCCACUUUCAUUUUCAAAUUGUUAUUUGGCUUCAUAAAAAUGGACUCACAAGAGUAUGUGUGCUAAUUUUGGUACAUGUGUCCUCUUGUGAAAGUUUAACUAGAUUUAUCAGAGAGGUGAUCUCUUGCAUUUCUGCCUCCACUCCAGUAAAGUUGUGUUGUUGAUGCUCACAGUCGGUCUUUUAUACAGGAUAAGAGGAGUAAAACAAAGGUCUGGAUGGUACUGUUUGAUUAAAAAUAAUAUCGUGUCUGAGAAAAUGGAAAAAAGUUAGCAAAACGGAUUCAGUCUACAGUCUGAUGAGACUGCGUCAGCAACACUGAGCUUCAUGAUGUACUCUGAUAAAGGCCCCGCUGUACCUCAAAGGGUCACUUUACCUGAGCUGAAAGCACAUUACUGCUGCAUUUCACUCAUUCUAACAUUCAAACUAAUUGUUGCUCUGUAGAAAUACAGAAACCUCGAACUUCAGCGUCCUCGUAACGUGGACUCAAGACUCUUCUGUCAUCGGAUGGAGACACUGAUGCAUGAUCAUCACGCGUGUGAUCAUACACAGAGCAUGUCUUUCAUUCAGUCUGAGUGCUGCGAUUUAACUGAGCUGAAAGCUGAAUUUAUGAGAUGAGUCAUUCACUAUAGCAAUGAUGUGAUCAUAAAGAGAAAGUAAACAAUGAUUACUUUUCCUUUGCUGAAGCGAGUCUUGCUUCUCAAUAAUACUUCUGAACACAUAGUCAUGCAUGUGUACAGUCACCAAUCUGUUGCUUUUCCAGCUUUACACCAAAAUAAGCUUUAACAUGCUAAAAAGAAACUAUAUUUCUAUAUUACCACCACCUUUAAUUCUGCCAUACUCAGUUUCAGGAUUCUAUGAGUGGCAUGUUUCCCUCUUUAAAGUCUGUAGUUUGAUUUUUACUGAAUUUCACUCAAAGACUUGACAAACAUUUAAGUCUGUCCACCCAGGAAAGCAUGCACUGUGCAUUUAAUUAGGAUAUUGAUAUCAUGCCAUGCAGGUAUUGAUCCAAUACCUGAGUUCAGUAAAGAGACACUCAGAAUCAGUCAUUUAUCUGUGAUAAAUAAAAUGACAAAUACAUCUAUAACUAUAGAUUUACCGCAGGACCAGGACAGAACCUCAUUAAUGUAAAGAAAAUUUGCUGGCAUGAAAUACCUUCAUGUUGUGAAGUGCAGAGCACUUCCUGUCAAUGUCAGCUUUUUGUUUUUGACUAGAAAUGCAGCUGGUGUGCAGAAAUGUUACCUUAACUUUACUAAUAAAUAAAAUAUUAUUAGUUUCCAUUAUAAUGAAGUAAACCAGCAUCCACAAACUAGUGCCCAGUCAUUGAACCCCUGCUGUUAGUGAUGUUUCCAAGGCGUUGCAUGUUACUCUGCAGCAUAGAUUUAAUUCAAGUCUGCAAAUGAAGCUCUGUGUGGCCUCUCGGCUGCACAGAGGGGGUGUUCAGGGUUUCAAUGUGAAGCAGGGGAAAGUUGCAAAGGCUGCUGGGUAAUAAUAAUAAUUAUAAUAAAAAUUACUCUUCUGACAAGCUGAGCUUCAUGCUGCUGCUGGUUUUUGUGCCAUAAGUGGCUUCUUGUUGUCUGUGUGUGCAUCCAUGUGCCUAAAUGUUCUGGUAGGACUGGAAGCUGAGGGGGGGUGCAUGUGAGUAAACUGUUACAGGCUGCGUUCAAGCGGCGGCGAUCCAUGGACGCAGCCAUGAACUCUCAGUACCUCAAACUCCUGAAGAAUCUCGACAGGGUCAUGUGACGUUUGAGUAAUGAUGUGUUCAGGAGCGCUGCAGGUUUUCCAGCAGUGCCAACAGGCUUCAGAUAAACUGGUAACACUUGACUUCACUUCCUGCUUCCACUCUCCACCUUCAGAUGCCUCCAUCAGCCAGUCUGAAAAUGAAUCACACUAAGAGUCCUCCACACUCCAUUCCUCCUCAUCGCCUAUCAGAAAUUCUGUUAAAUCCAAACACUAAGCUGGAUUCAAUCAAAGUCCGGCUCCCUUUGACACACACCUGGAUUUUUGGGAGGAGGAGAAGUUGAAGGUUGGAGAGUGGACAGCAGUGAACUGAACCAACCACUGAUCGUUUUAAAUGUUGCAAUGAAGACGCCCCAGGCAGGCAGGGCAGCGGAGCGCGGUGAGAUCGAGGAGUGUCCGGACACCUACACAUGUAUACCUCUUCCAUUGAUGCAGAGCAAGUUCUGCAUCUCCACAGGAUCGAGAACUGAAUGUCAGGCAGAUCUUUCUAGUAGACCUGAGCAGAGUAAUUUGGGCUUCCAUCUAAUGCAGAAGAAAAGAUAAUCGGGAAUAAACGGUUACCCUCUGCAUUCAUUUUCACUACAAAGUUCUCAUUUUUCACUCUUUAGUUCAGCUCGAGUGUGAAGUGGUUGGAGACACUUGGCACCAGUAAUAAUUCCACUCACAUGAAGGUUAAAUUAAUUGGGAUCACAACCGUUGACCAACUACAUGUGCCUGUCUGAUGACUUUCUCGCCCCUCUAGCAGCCACUGAUGUUUGUUUUAAGAUCGAGCUUCAGUGCUGCGUCUGUGAAUAAGCGUUAACGGACAGCAGUUUGUCUACAAACUUUCAGCUUUUCAUAACUGCCCAAUUUUUAUUUUUGUUGUAAGAUUUAAAGAAGAGAACUAACACUAUAACCACUGGACGAGGUUGCAUUUAUCGAUGGCCUCGGUGUGAAGUAAAAAUCAUACUUUUCGGUCUGUAAACAACCUUCUAACCGUGUCCAGACCGCUUUGUCUCACCCGUGAGCCGCAGCCCUGCUGCUGUCUGAGCGUUGGCCUGCAGAAAUAUCACAGCACUGUGAUACCGACAGACUUGUAAUAACUGUGUAAAUAGCUGAGAGAAGACAAACUAUCAGAAAUACAAAAGGUGACACUGCUGUCUGGCAUUUUGUAUUUAAAUUAUUUAUUUUUGUAGAUUUUGACCCGUGAGCUCUGCUGUUACAGUCGUGCUCUUUCUAUUGAAAUAAAGAUUUCUAAGAGAC